This is a messenger RNA of Cyanistes caeruleus (blue tit), 523 nucleotides long. The record is from RefSeq and is a predicted model, not a curated record. Lineage: Eukaryota; Metazoa; Chordata; Aves; Passeriformes; Paridae.
AGCUGAUUCUCUCUCCUCGGGCAUGCUCCUGUGAGGGCAAGUUCCUUAUAGAGCUGCAGAAUGCCUUGUAGCUCCAUGUCUCUAGGCAGGUUAUCUUUUACGGUUCUCAUUGCCGUGCCUCGGAUGUGUGUGAUCAUACUUAUGCACGCCCAGAACUAUGCAGCACUGAUCCAGCAACAAAUUAAUGAGGACAAACAAAACUUGAGAGAAAAGGCUGUAUAUGGAAUCCAGCUGACAGAAGAAAAACUUAAUGACUUCCGUGAUGAACAGAUUGGGCAGCUGAAGGAACUGAUGGACGAGGCUACCAAACCUAAUAAAAACACCAUUUCUAAAGACUCAGAACACAAAACUUAAAAGAUUGAAAAAAUUAUUUUAAUGCAUAUGGAAGUGUUUUGAAACUGCUUUUUCCAGUUGUACAUGAAUGUGGUUUCUGUAAGAUAAUGGACACUGCUGAUGCUAUAACUUGUCAGAAAAGGAUGUGUUUGGCUUUCUGUGCAAGAAUAAAUGGAAAAAUGGAAUAAUC